Molecule: messenger RNA, 414 nt
Organism: Pedinophyceae sp. YPF-701
Lineage: Eukaryota; Viridiplantae; Chlorophyta; Pedinophyceae
Source: the annotation of a GenBank genome assembly
AUGCGGGCGGUGCCUGAGGGGCUGGAGGCGCUGGAGGAGCUCGACGUGAGAGGCUGCGGCUCGCUGGCCGUCGGCUCGCUGCGCAACGCUCCCACGGUGUGCGUGCUGAGGGUUGACAGCGCUGGGCUGCGGAGGGUGCCGGAGGAGCUGACGGCGCUGGAGGAGCUGGACCUGAGCGGCUUCCCGGGAGAAAUCACGGAGGGCUUCUUCCUGGCGCUGCCGGCAACGCCUAACUGUGCGAGGCUGCUUGUGUUGAUCGCUGCGUCCGCUGACACGUCGAUCGUCGCCGUGCUCGGCGCGCGCAUAGUCGUGCAUGUUGCUGCGUGGGCGGGUGAGCGAGCGACCGCCUGCUGCGUCCUUUUCACAACUGUUGAUGCCUGGCAUGGACGGACCGUCCACAAGAACACCGUUUAG